AUGGAUCCAUCAUUUAUGUUUGAAAUAGAUGCAGAUGAUGAAUGUAAAUUGAAGCGUUGUUUUUGGUCUGAUUUGGUUUGUAGAAGAGCUUAUGGAUGUUUUGGUGAUGUAGUGGUAUUUAAUACAACUUACAACACUAAUUGGGAUUUUUACAAAGAUUUCAAACAUUGCAUUUGGGAAUCAGAACGUCCGGAAGAGUUUGAAAGAAAAUGGGCUUCUAUCAUCGAAAAGGCGAACCUACAUGACAAUGAAUGGUUAAAGUCAAUAUUUGAACUACAUUCAAUACGGGUGCCGACAUAUGUUAAUCAUGUAUUUUCAGCUGGAAUAUCAAGUAGCCAACGUGCAGAAAGCUCUUAUGCAUUUUUCAAGAGGGCACUUGCACAUCAAUGUUACGAAGACUUAAGUGAUGAUCAUGUUGAUAUUAAUGAGAAGCCUAUUUUGAAAUUGCCAUUGGAAAUGGAGAAGCAAAUGGCUGAGAUAUACACACGCAAGAUUUUUUAUAAGUUUCAAGAUGAGUUGUGGCAUAGCUUAGUAACAAUGCCACAAAUUGUUAGUGAAAAUGAUACACAUAAAAUGUAUACAGUCCAUAGUUGUCCAAAUGGAGGUGUUCCAAGGUUUUGGGAAAUUGCUUAUGAUAAAGUUUUGGACUAUGCAUCGUGUAGCUGUAAAAAGUGGACUAGAGCUGCAACAUUUCAAAUAAUAUACGACAAGGAAGGUUUAGAGAUAACUGGAAAAGGUGGUUCAAUGUUAACGUGGCGAAGUAAACUGUUCAAACUUUUCUCAGAAUUCGUUGAUAACAUCAUGUCAAAUGAAGAGGCAGCUGUAAUUGUGAAUGAUGCUCUGCAAAGUUUGGUUGAUCAGUUUAAAUCCGUAGGUGGUAGCACAAAGAGUGGAGGCAUUUUUGAAAAAAGGUAG
Messenger RNA from Ziziphus jujuba (common jujube), 915 nucleotides. RefSeq names its product protein FAR1-RELATED SEQUENCE 9-like. The record is from RefSeq and is a predicted model, not a curated record. NCBI's taxonomy places the organism in Eukaryota, Viridiplantae, Streptophyta, Magnoliopsida, Rosales, Rhamnaceae. The transcript is spliced from 4 exons. Bases 1 to 915 code for a protein of 304 amino acids. Gene Ontology annotation, biological process: regulation of DNA-templated transcription.